AUGAACGAUGAGCAAGAUGUGUGGCUCACAGAUGGCGAAGGGUUCAUGACCAAUGAGAAGCGUUACAAGGACCAUUUGGAUAUUGCGGUGGACUCUCCUCAGACUGCUACAUGCUCGCGAUAUAGGGCACAGGAUGGCGCAGAUGCGGAGCACAAUGGGACCAACCAGACAGGAAAUGCGGGUCACUGUUGCGCUCACCACGGUGCCAUGGUGCCUGGGAGCUCUGUCGACUUUCAAAAAGGUGAGCGCCAGAUGAACAUGGACUUUUCUCUGUGCGAAGCCUUGGCCACCACGAACACGGAUGGCCUAAAAAAAGUGAUUCAUAUCUAUGACAUUGCCUGCCAGUACUAUGUGCACCUGAAGGAACGCAUCCAAGCCAGUCCCUAUUUGCAGAAAUCAGACCAGAUUGAGCUGAUUCACGCCAUUGGUCUCUUCCAUGUGCACGGGCACCAGGACAAAUGUCUAUACCGCUUCGCCACCAGCUAUGUCCCAGGCGCUGUGCAGGUGGAUGCCACUCUGGCUAAUCGGACGGAGACCAUUGACGACUUUCUGGGAGAUUCAAACUUUAAGAAGAUGCUUCAUAUAGUUGACACAAUUAUCGCAAAGUACCGGCGGGCGAGGGCUGCCAAGGUGGAGAGUGAAUUGUACCUUGCAGCCCUCACAUGGGUGGCGAUGGCGGCAGCGACUGACGAGUGGUGGCACAUGAUUGAGACGGCGGAAACCAUGCGCCAGGCAGACAUUACAUCUAUGGAUUACAUGCUGGCAAAAGUUAAGCGUGGGCAGACACUGCAACAAAUCCGCACGAUGCUGAUCGACCACCAAUUGGGGGCACAUAAGGCGCCAGAUCCAGAUGGAACAGCAGCCGACUGGCUCGUGUCCAGCCUAGCUAUUGAGCAGGCACAGUAG
This is a messenger RNA of Cyclocybe aegerita, 906 nucleotides long. Lineage: Eukaryota; Fungi; Basidiomycota; Agaricomycetes; Agaricales; Hemipholiotaceae. The record is from the annotation of a GenBank genome assembly.